UCCACCUCGCCGCCAUGACAGAACCGCGUCGGUCGACGCGAGCGCGCGCUCGUGAGGAGGCUGAAGCGGCAGCUACUCCAUCUGCGCCCGAAGCUGCACUCAAACCGUCAGAUACGCCCAGCAGGAAGGCUCCAAAGUCCAACCUGAAGCGCAAACGUUCCGAAGUCGUGAAGGAGACUAUCCCAGCGAACGCUACUCUCGAGGGUCCACAGGAACCUCCCGGGCCCGUUUUGCCCACCAGGAUAACAGAUGGUGAACCGUUGCCUACAUUGCCGGAACCUCAACCGCUGGAUCUACUAUCGAAUGAAUACCAGGAUGUUCGUGAGAGUGGCGUUCUCAGUGCUUCCCUCCAGCGGUCCCGAGCAGUAUGGGCAUCUGGAAGCAAUUUCAGGCUGUUUCACAAGCACUUCGUGGGACCGAAGAAAGUCGCAGACCGCACGGACGAAGACAAGGCGAUGAUGGCAAGGCAGAAGGAGAUACACAAGAACUUCCCCCAGCUGGGAGGCAACGGGGUCACGGCUCAAUUGACCAUUGAACCGCACACGUUCAGUAUCAGACUUUACGGUCCUCGCGAAGUUGUUCGUCAUGUACAGAAGAAGCCACCGCCGCAGUACGGGCAGUGGCCCAAUCACAAUCAGCCUCCGUACUAUCAUCAACCGCAGCAGCAUCCGCCUCAAACUCCGCAAAUGCAUCAUGCACAGCAUACUCCCCAGCAACACCGUCCAUCGUACAGUCCCGCCACACCCUACGUAAAGCCCACACCUCCUCCACCGCGUCCACCCCAGCCGAAACCGCAAGAGAAGCCCCCGCCAUCAAAUCCGCCACCCGCUACGCCAGCUCCUGACCCCGUGAUCCAUAUGCUUGCGCAAAGAGCAGGAGUCGACCCUGUGCUGAAGCAGACGAUGAAGGUUGUUGCGGAAGGUCGCGCCACAAAGGAGGAACUAGAGCUAUUCCAAAAACACAUCAACGAGUUCAACCUAAUAGUUGAGAAACAAAAGGCAGAAGCUGCAAAGGCUGCAAAAGCGGCCAAAGCUCAAGCUGCUUCUUCGCCUGCUCCACCAGCUCCAGUCCCAUACCGACCUUCACCUGCUCCGUAUCAACAACCACAGACUCCACAAUCUGCCGGACCGGCCCCCCAGCAACAACAAUCACAUCAUCAACGUUAUCCUCCGAAGCCAUACCAGCCGCCCAUGACCCCUAGCUCACAGCAUCAUGGGCCCCCACCACAGAUCCCACCGCAACCUCGCCAUACGCCUCACCCCAAUCAGUACACUUACAAUCAACACCAUCAUCAACACAUGGCUCCGUAUAGCCCCGCCGUGCAACCUGUCAAGACAACUUAUCGACCGCUCAUCUUUGACUUUGCAGAAGAAGGAAACCAGGACAAGUUCUACUUCCCUUCGUAUAGCAUAAUGGAAUGGCUCCCGAACAACCAGGGUGCAAAAUUCUCGUUUCUGCUUACCAAGAUGAAGGAUAAGCCGAAAGAAGAGCCUAAGGAGAGAACAGUGCAGUCUGCCCCGGCUUCAAAUGGAACAAAUAUGGAAUCCAAUGCUGGACCAGGGGCCACAAACGGGACUCCUAACCCGAAUGGAUUCGUGCCACCAGCUGGUACCGCAGUGGUACCUGCAACACCCGGUCCAGAUACUAAUUCCGCAGGCCCAAAUACGCCCCUGCAAGGGCAACAACCCGUGGUGGGUUCAGGACAUGGGCCAUUCCAGUCGCAAGGACAAGGGCAACCUCAAUCACAGCCCCCUCCCCAGCCGCAGCAGCCUCCGCCAACACCCCAACAACAACAGCAGCAAGUCCGCAUCGAAGACUUCGACGAGCGCAACGACAUUGGAGAUAUCGACUUCUACUACCCCGUCACCAUGAUUGUGCAGGCCACGCACUACGAGAUCCUGCAAUCCUUGCCCCGAGCGGUGAGACCGCAGGAGGUAGUGGUCAGUUACAUGGAAGAGGUGUUUGACAGAUGUAAGAGGGCGGAGGAGACGUUUUUGGCGUUUAGGCUGCCAAGGGAGGGGGCAGCCGAUGCGUCGAGUGCGAUUGUGACUGGGAGGGGAAGCGGGGAGGGGACGCUUGCGGUGGGCAUGGCGGGGGCGGGAACGGCGGGAGAUGUGGUUAUGGGGGAGGUGGUGGAGAGGAAGAGGGUGAAGAGGGCGUAGUCUGGCGCUUCUUUGGAGGUUGAAGUUGAACGAAGUGGUCUGAUGGUGAGCUUGGUGCUGUUGGUGCUAGUGCAGCUCGGGUACAGCAGGGACGCCUGACUGUUGAGAAUUUGUCAGGCGGAGGAGUGAAAAGCGGCUGGGUAUUUUGCAUUGGAUUUAGCUGUCCGUCUUUGGCGGCAUGGAUCCUACAUGGCGUUUCCGGUGAUACCCUCGGAUAGGAUACGA
Westerdykella ornata is the source of this 2387-nucleotide messenger RNA. RefSeq lists its product as uncharacterized. The coding region runs from base 15 to 2162 and encodes 715 amino acids. Gene Ontology annotation, molecular function: ATP-dependent H2AZ histone chaperone activity. Gene Ontology annotation, cellular component: Swr1 complex. Gene Ontology annotation, biological process: chromatin remodeling. The transcript has 2 exons. NCBI's taxonomy places the organism in Eukaryota, Fungi, Ascomycota, Dothideomycetes, Pleosporales, Sporormiaceae. The record is from RefSeq and is a predicted model, not a curated record.